This is a messenger RNA of Phanerochaete carnosa HHB-10118-sp, 1439 nucleotides long. RefSeq lists its product as uncharacterized. Lineage: Eukaryota; Fungi; Basidiomycota; Agaricomycetes; Polyporales; Phanerochaetaceae. The record is from RefSeq and is a predicted model, not a curated record. The transcript is spliced from 5 exons. Gene Ontology annotation, biological process: lipid metabolic process. The coding region runs from base 206 to 1165 and encodes 319 amino acids.
ACCAAAUGCAUGUGUUCUAACAGACAUCCCGACUACCCAUUGUUGACCAAGGAGAAAUCGAUAUUUAAUUUGAGGGUGACGGAGGGCGACGGUCCAGGAGUGCAGCUCUCGCCAUCCGCCUCCGGGAGCCCUGGCUAUCGUUCUUGCGCUUUGUGUACUCCAGCGCAGCCGCCCAGGCAGACUCGCACCCCAGAUUCUCGAAACGAUGAAGCUGCUGUCGCUCGUCUCGUGUAUUACCUUCAUACUCGGCGGUGUCCAGGCCGCUGACUUUGCGGGUCCUGCACCCCAGGGCGAGGCUAUGAACGUUCUGCACGAUGAGAUCGCGCGACCACGCGUGACCACGCUCCCCACGGCACAGCUCAAUGCGUUGGCGCCGUACUCUGAGUUUGCGCGUGCGGCGUACUGUGAUUCGAGCAUCAUUAACGGCUGGCAAUGUGGGCAGGCGUGCCAGGCUGUACCAGGAUUUGAGGUCACUCUGACUGGUGGCGAUGGGAAUGACAUUCAGCUAUACUACAUGGGAUACUGGCCCUCCCAAAAUGCUGUGGUAGUCGCCCACGAGGGUACUGAUCCUACUCAGUUCCUCUCCGACCUGACGGACGAGGAUAUCGCCAUGACAAAGCUCGAUCAGACUCUGUUUCCUGGAAUCUCUACUUCGAUCAUGGCACAUCAAGGCUUCGUGGACGAGCACGCGAAGACGGCGGCGACCAUUCUUGCAGAGACAAAGAGGCUGAUCGCGGCUAAGGGUACGACGCAGGUCAUCCUGGUUGGACACUCACUGGGCGGCGCCCUGGCGGAGCUGGACUCGCUGUUCAUGACAAUGAACCUGCCCUCGAACAUCCACAUCAAGGGCGUUACCUACGGCACGCCGCGCGUCGGGAACCCCGACUAUGCGACGUUCUUCGACUCAACAGUGUCCGACUUUAAGCGCAUCAACAACGAGCUGGAUCCAAUCCCUAUUGUCCCCGGACGCCUUCUCGGCUUCUCGCACGUCCACGGCGAGAUUCACAUCGUCUCACCAGGCGACGCCGUUGCGUGCCCUGGGGACGACGAUGCGACUGACGCACAAUGCACUAUUUCUACCGUGCCGAAUAUCAUUGAUAGCAAUAUCCUGGAUCACUUGGGGCCGUAUCAGGGCAUCUGGAUCGGUGCUAUGUUCUGCGCCUGAAAGCUUCCUUGACGGAUCAAGGUGAACAUUAAUGAUUGCGAUAUUAUUUAUGAAGUUAGGACUGUUUCGCUAGUGUAUCAAAAGGACUAAGAGUUUUAUACCGUCACCUGUGUCCGUUUGGUUUUGAACGAGCCUCCAGCCUGAAGGCUUGCCACCUCCAAAGGCGCGCAGAGACUUUGACGCUUAGGUUCAGCGAAGGAUUGUCUUGUUUGCCGGCGCCCGCUCUCCAUGCGACGUUUAUUGAUCCCUGUGUGUCUGUGUGCAGGCUCGAGCU